Molecule: messenger RNA, 1879 nt
Organism: Phragmites australis (common reed)
Lineage: Eukaryota; Viridiplantae; Streptophyta; Magnoliopsida; Poales; Poaceae
Product: formate--tetrahydrofolate ligase-like
Exons: 2
Coding region: 943-1326 (127 amino acids)
Molecular function (GO): ATP binding; formate-tetrahydrofolate ligase activity
Source: RefSeq, a predicted model, not a curated record
GAGAGAGACCGUUGGUCUACACCCCGCCCUCGCCUCCCAAAGAGGCCCAGCUCUCUCUAGAGCAUUCCGCAUUGCGAGAUAUCUUCUCCUUCCCCAUCCUCCUCCUCUUCCGCUGCCCGUGCCAGUCCGCCGAUGACCGCACGGGCUACGCCGCGGCUGCUCCCGCCCCGGUCCCCGGCGCGUACGCCUGCAAGGCCGCCGCUACGAUCUCCUCCCUUCCCCACCGCCCGCCAUCCCUCCUCGCCACCGGCAGCCGCCGCUGCCGCCAAUUCGCCUUCCCGCCGCGAGGAGGAUACCUUAUAAGGUGAGUUAGACUGCUACCCACUGAUAUCUCAGCCCCGGAACUCUGAUGCGGUGGAUUAGAUGGUCGUGCCACCCACGCGUAGACGCCGGCAGUCCAGGAGAGAAUGCAGACUAUUGGCGACGAGGGUGUAACGACGGCAAUGGAAUCCGGUUUCUGGCUUAGAUUUGAUUUGCGCUGUCCAAUUGAGCUUGAUCCAGUGAUCCUGUGCUGGGAAGCAGUUGCAUUCGGCCUUUAUGUUUUUUCGUUCAAGCGGAAUGGGAACUGAAAUUCGAUCUCCACGAUUUGAAAUGGGGCCACAUCAAACCUUGCUCUGGCGCUGCAUGAGGACGACGCUGCUAUUCCCAAGUCCAUCUCCCUCUUUGCCUCCCGCCUCUCCAACCACAGGUACGCCCGGGCCGAUCAGCUGCCACGGGCUUAUAUAACUUUCCACUCCAUCUUCCGUCUCCAUCUCUGCACUGUAGGUUUGGGGAUGAGGAGCUCCGGGUGCUGGAGGCCGCGCUCUCCGCCGGGUUGACGUCCCUCGCACUGCUCGAGACACGCUGGCAGCCCGGAGUCUGCUGCGAGCGCGCGCGGCGGAGGAUACGUCGUGGUGACUGCUUAAGGGGCAGCAAGACGGGUACUAUGUCGUGGUGGGCGGCAUGCCGGCAUCACGCCGACGCCACUCGGGGAGGGCAAGUCGACCACCACCGUCGGCCUGUGCCAGGCUCUGGGGGCGUUCCUUGAUAAAACAGGUUAUCACUGGCCUCCGUCACCCAUUGCAACGGCCUACCUUUGGAAUCAAGGGAGGUGCAGCUGGAGGUGGCUACAGCCAAGUUAUACCCAUGGAUGAGUUCAAUCUUCAUCUGACUGGCGAUAUCCAUGCAAUUACAGCUGCAAACAAUCUUCUGGCUGCUGCUAUUGAUACAAGGAUCUUCCAUGAAAAUUCUCAGUCAGACAAAGCACUGUUCAACAGGUUGUGUCCACCAAACAAAGAAGGCAAGAGGCGCUUUGCUGAUGUAAUGCUCACUCGCUCAGAUGUCUGAUGAAGCUUGGCAUUUCAAAGACAGACCCUAAUGAGCUUACACCAGAUGAAUUUAGACGUUUUGCAAGGCUCGAAAUUGACCCUGAGUUCAUUACAUGGUCAUUGCAUAGCAUAACUUUAUCGGAAAUUGUCGACGAUUAUCGACCACUCGAUUGGCAUGCUAAUAAGAUUGCUUUAAAGUUGGUUGGAAAGGGCGGCUUUGUUGUUACAGAGUCAGGUUUUGGUGCUGAUAUUGGAACUGAGAAGUUCAUGGAUAUAUAGUGUAGGUAUAGUGGAUUGGUGCCACAAUCUGCUAUUAUUGUGGCCACAAUUAGAGCUCUUAAAAUGCAUUGAGGGGGCCCAGAGGUUGUGGCUGGAAAACCUCUAGAUCAUGCAUAUGUGAGUGAAAAUGUGGCCCUUGUUGAAGCUGGAUUUGUCAAUCUUGCUAAACAUAUAUCAAACACUAGGAGUAUUUUGUAGUAUAGUUAACAGUUGCUGUCCAUAGCUCCAGCUAUUAAGAAUAACUUUCAGGUGAUGAUCCACUAUAUAUUUUGAUUGAAUAUUGUUUGUUGCUC